Acaulospora morrowiae is the source of this 714-nucleotide messenger RNA. The record is from the annotation of a GenBank genome assembly. NCBI's taxonomy places the organism in Eukaryota, Fungi, Glomeromycota, Glomeromycetes, Diversisporales, Acaulosporaceae.
AUGUCGCCUGUCGUCACUACUCCUGACAGUGUACCACAACUACCUGUUUAUGACCUGGGAAAUUCCUUUACUGCAGAGGAAUUACAAGAUGGGUUGUUCUUAACUGAAGAAAUAAAGUUUAACGCGGAAAAUUCUUUUGCCUUAAAAGGAGAAGAAGAAAAUUAUGCAAAAAGAGUGGAAGAACAGCAGCAGCAACCAGAGUCUGAAAAAGUCAGUGAGAGUGAUACCGACGAUUCCAGUUGGACUAAGAAAAAACCCGUCAUAGUUACUAGCCAAAAUCACCAAAGGAUUGAUUUUAUCGAUCUUUUAGAUACCACAGGAGGAUUGGUUCAUCACGAAAGUCCAUAUGAUUGUGUCCUACCCCACCGAAACGUAAAUUCUAAAGCACCGAUUUUGGCAUUCGGUCAAAUCGAUGAUAUUUUUCAACCAGACACACAAGAUCAGGAUUUGAAUGAAAAAUAUCCGGCUAAAAAGCAUGCUUCGUACAGUGUAAAUUACAGGGAUAGCUUUUUGGAAGGUUCUUCUGCUUAUGGUAUACAUCCACCUAAGAUCCCCGAAAAAGCUAAAAGAAAUAGUAUAUUUAACUUGAAAAGAUUGAUAUCAUCCCGGAGAAAAGGUCUUGACUCGCAAGAGGAAAAAAAUGACAAUUCAAUCAGUUCUCGAAAGAACGCCGCAUCCUCUCGUGUUGAAGUGCUAAAAAGUUCGGAAUAUUGA